Echinococcus granulosus is the source of this 1179-nucleotide messenger RNA. RefSeq names its product Troponin T. The coding region runs from base 1 to 1179 and encodes 392 amino acids. Lineage: Eukaryota; Metazoa; Platyhelminthes; Cestoda; Cyclophyllidea; Taeniidae. Gene Ontology annotation, molecular function: tropomyosin binding. The transcript is spliced from 10 exons. Gene Ontology annotation, cellular component: troponin complex. The record is from RefSeq and is a predicted model, not a curated record. Gene Ontology annotation, biological process: muscle contraction; sarcomere organization; regulation of muscle contraction.
AUGCUCGCCAAAAAUAAAUGCACUAGAAUUGCUGAUCCCCGCACCUGUCCAGUCACGUACAAGUCACUAGGCGGCUAUUCUAGGCGCUUAUCGACGCCCACUUGCAAAUUCAAGGGUGCGCGUGUGUGCAUUCAGGCUCGUGCGGGUGGAGGGGGUGGGAAGGUGAGGGAGCACAAAUGGACCAAUAACGUUGCGAGAAUCGGAUGCACGAUUGCUAUUAGUCUUCGUGGCAGUGGUAGUGCAUCACUCCCGCUCGAUGAGAGCAUUAGCGAGGUUAGGCUGAAGAUGGAGGAGGAUGCGCGCAAGCGCAAAGAGCGUGCAGAAGAGGAGUGGAGGGAAUAUGAGGAAAUCCGUCGCGCUGAACGUGAAAAGGAAGAGGAGGAAAUCAGGCAGCUCCGUGAACGCCGUGAGCGUCGCAAGAAGGAGCGUGCUGAAGAGGAAGCUCGCAUGGCCGAAGCUCGCGCCAUCGAGGAACAGAAAAGACGCGCUGAAGAAGAAGAGCGUACUCGCAAGAAGAGAGAGGAGGAGCAGCGUAAGCGUGAGGAGCGUGAGCGCAAACGUGCCGAGUUCGCCGAAAAGUCAAAGCUGACCACACGCCGCAAUUUCGUCAUCAACAAGAAGCCUGGCUCUGUGGAACAAGUUGAGGAAGUCAAACACGAAGAGGUACAAAAGUCAAAAGAGCAGCUGGAGGCUGAGAGAAAGGCGAUUCUGGAGCAGCGUAUCCAACCCCUCCAAAUUGAUGGCUUGAAUGGUGAACAACUGCGCGCCAAGGCCAAGGAGCUUAACGACAUCAUUCUGAGACUUGAGGGUGACAAAUACGACCUCGAGCAGCGUUUCAGUCGUCAAAGCUAUGACGCAAGUUUCCAAUUGGACAAACGUGGAACUAAGGUGCAGAAUACACCUGAUCCACUCGCUGCGAAAAUCAGCGGUCUUCCACCAAAGAUCUCCAUGUACAGCGAGUACGAGCGUGUGAAGGACCACCGUAGCUUUAGCGAGCGUCAGGGUGUCUUCAGCGGUCCCCUUUUCGUGGAGAGGUAUGAGAGAAUCGAGCCCAAGGUCCACGUGGUGAUGACGGAGGACGGCUUCCAGGUUGGCGAUGCUCCUCAUCACCCGCAGCCUCCCGCCGAAACCGAGGCCCCUGCUGAGCCAACUGAACCUGUUGCUGUCACCGCAGAAUAG